Sorghum bicolor (sorghum) is the source of this 1429-nucleotide messenger RNA. RefSeq lists its product as uncharacterized. NCBI's taxonomy places the organism in Eukaryota, Viridiplantae, Streptophyta, Magnoliopsida, Poales, Poaceae. The record is from RefSeq and is a predicted model, not a curated record. The transcript has 4 exons. The coding region runs from base 185 to 1021 and encodes 278 amino acids.
GUCCUGCCCAACGGUGCCCACCGGCCUCUCUUUCCUCUUGUUUUCUUCGGACGCGCUCGUUCGUUCGCGAAGGCCCCCCUUCCUCUCCUCACAUCCACUCCUCCCUUCCCUUCACCGACCGACCGACCGAACCGACCCCGGAAGCUCUCGCCCGGUCGCCUCCCUCCUCCCGAUCCCCACCGCCAUGGCCGCCGCCGCCGCGUCGUCCUCCUCCGAGGGUCCGGUCGCCGUCAGCACCUGCGUAUCCCUCGGCGAGGCAGCGGCGGCUCCAGGCGGCGGCGACCGGGCGGCGGCGGAUUGCGGGGUGUGCGCCAUCUGCCUCGACAGGAUAGCGCUCCAGGAGACGGCCCUCGUCAAGGGGUGCGACCACGCCUACUGUGUAACCUGUAUUUUGAGGUGGGCAUCCUACAAGCAGAACCCCCUGUGCCCACAGUGCAAGCAUCCAUUUGAAUUCCUCAGCGUGCAUCGCUCUCUCGACGGCUGCCUACAUGACUACCUGUUUGAGGAGAGCGUUUGCCUUCUCCUGAGGGCCGCUUGGUUUGAACCUCUGAUCGUAGAGGCUCACGAAGAGCCCCUGGAAGAUGAAGAGUUUUUUGACCAGCAGUACCAAUACGAUGACGAUGAAGAUGAUCUUGAUGAGGAAUCUUAUUACAUGAGCAGGUCCUCGAGCAUUCGUAUUGGUAACAGGAGAUGGGGUGACAAUGGGUACAUCAGAGGAGGUAGGAAAGAGGCGAGGCCAGUCAACACUGAUGCUUCUGCUGGUCCAUCCAGGACCCCGAAGAAGAAGAAAGAGAAAACUGCGUCGUCGUCUUCGGCGUCGGUGUCCGUGUCAGGUUCGGGAUCAGGGUCAGGGUCUGUGUCCAAGGAUGUCGCUGGAAGGCGAGCGAAGAGGGCGCAGAAGCGAGAAGCUGCGGACAGGGCAGCUGCAGAGAAGCACCUGAAGCACCUGCAGAGGUUGGGGCUGAGGAAAGCGCCCGAGCCUGAAGUGCCCGCGGAGGUUGGGCCUCUGGUGAACGAGUGACCUCACCAGCCACUGUGCGUAAUGGUGCUGCUAACAACACUGCAGCCCUGUAGGCCACAAAAUAAUCUUCCACUGUGAAGAGCUUGAGCGUGGCCUUGUAUCAUGGCAGCUUUUCACCUUGUUGUACAUAGUUUUAGUUUCUCAUCACUGUUUUAGAUCCAGCACAGAAAUGCAGAUGCCGUCUGCACGACUGAUGCAGCAAUGAAGUUUUAUCUCGUUCUUGGUACACCAUUUAGGUAUUACAUUAUUAUUAGGGGAUGCAAUCGACAUGUGUUUAUUCAUAUGUUACUAUGGGGACAAAUGAGGCGUGGACCCAAUUUCACACUGCAACCUUGUAACCAUAUGGAAUCACUUGCAGUUGACGUGAUAGUGAUCCUGUUGACUGCUCCAAUCUCGCGGUGCAUCUAA